AUGCAGGGCAUACUGUCAUCGCCCGAAGGCGUGAUACCAGACUUUAGUGGCACAAGAUCAACUCUACAGCAACGGAUACUGGUUUCAUACAGCGCGAUCACCGCAAUUUCAACAUUCUUCCUAGGCCUUCCAUUGUAUACACGAAUCUUUCUCAAUCGCAAUCCAGGUUUUGAUGAUUUACUUGUUUUCUUCAGUUGGUUGGGAUGCAUUGCCUGGUUCGCUAUAUGUACUUUCGUGAAAACUGACAGAAUAACAUUUCGAUUUGGAUUCGACCACCACGCCUGGAAUGUCACGCCUGAUAAGUUAACAGGAUAUCUCCAAACAAUCAUCGGAAUAUGCAUCAUCUACGUCUGGACACCAGCACUCACAAAGUUCUCUUUGCUCUUUCUGUAUUACCGGAUAAGCACUCAGGCUUGGAUGCGAAUCGCAAUUUACGCGGUUGGGAUAUUGACAUUUGGUUACAGUCUUUCUAUUACCAUUGUUGUCGUUGGACCUUGCAAUCCCAACGCUCAUACGGAUGGCAAAUGUUUGAAAGAUCUGAACUUUUCUAUGGCUAUUAUCAAUAUUCUCACGGGUUUCUUCAUCAUUCUAUUACCGCUUCCAAUGUUACACGCUCUUCAGUUAUGCAUGAAGCAAAAUUUUCUUCUGGGUGUAGUGUUUACGUUAGGAUCUGGGAUCAUCAUCGUCCCUAUUGUUCAAAUCAUUUACGUGUACAAUUUCAUCGGCAAUCCGGAUGUUACAUUUUACCAAGCCUCGGCUUGCAUCUUCUCUGAAAUUGAAUUGAAUGUAGAGGUCAUUUGUGCGUCAAUGGCUACAUUGAAGCCUUUCUUUUUUCGACACAUGUCCUUCUUGUUGUCUUUUUCCAGAAACAGCGAAAGAUCUAAGAGUUGGGCUUUAAGUUGGCUAAGACCAUUUCGAGGUUAA
This is a messenger RNA of Bipolaris sorokiniana ND90Pr, 924 nucleotides long. RefSeq lists its product as uncharacterized. The record is from RefSeq and is a predicted model, not a curated record. The transcript has 4 exons. NCBI's taxonomy places the organism in Eukaryota, Fungi, Ascomycota, Dothideomycetes, Pleosporales, Pleosporaceae. Bases 1 to 924 code for a protein of 307 amino acids.